GAAAUUUGUAUGAUAUUCUCCAGAUUGCAGAACUAAAGCAAUGGACCAGGAGCCAUCUACGUGGAUAAAAAAAGAGGAAACGGACGAAGUAAAAACAGAGUUACGCUUCAUGAUGAAUGCCAGAUACUGUCGAUGUACCCUGCGCGGCUGCACCAUACCCCAUGGCACCACAAGCUCCAAGGAAAAGAAAUGACAUACACCAGGCCCAAGUUUACCCAUUCAGCAUGAAUGUAAAAGAAGAGUUGGAGGAGGGUGCAAAUAAAGAGUCCAUUGAAGAUCCACUGGGAAUAUCAUGGUCCACUGAUUUUAUCAAGGAGGACCCUGAAUUAAAUUUGGAACUGAGUGUAACUGAGAAUAUUGUGGAAACCUCAACAAGAUACACAUCUGAUAGUGCAAGAUUGACUCAGUGUACUGGUGGGAGCAGUGGCAUAUCAUGUGAAGAAACUUGUCACCAUAGACUGGUCCAGGAUGAGUUGAUGAUAGACAUGGAGAAGUCAUCACAACAGUUUGGUACCAAUACAGAAGAUAUGGCUGUUGAUAAGAACUGCUCAGUUGCCACGCGAUAUAACUGUAGUAUGUGGGAAAAGGAAUUAUAUGUAUAUAGCUGUAAUUUCUGCCAACAGAGCUUUCCUUCAAAAUACAGAUUCAUAAAGCAUGUGUUUAUGCACAUUGAUGGUAUGGAACCACCUUCGUAUGUUUGUAAGUGGUGUGGUGAAGUAUUUCACAGUAAUGUUAGUUUGAAAAAACAUUUGAGAAUGAGUGAGAACUACCAUUUCUCAACUGCAGGCAACCAUGAAAAAUAUGGCUAUAGUGAUGAGCAUCAAAGCGCUAACUUCUCGGAUAGUGAGCCAGACGUUUGUGUCACAGAACUCAACAAGCUGAAUUCAUACAAGGAAACGUGGAAAGCUGCAGACAAGUCUGCUAAUGACAAAGGUAACACAAUUAUGACAAAUGAUACAGAGGAAACAAAUCAUUAUGGAACUUUAUCUACAACUGUUAAUGUCAGUUUCCAGGGUAAUCUACUUACUGCAAACAGAACCCACAAAUGUGACAGUUGUGGCAAAUCUUUUGCUCGUGCAGGCAAUCUCAAGAAACAUGGAGUAAUUCACACUGGAAAGAAACCUCACAAAUGUGAGAGUUGUGGGAAAUCUUUUGCUUUCCCAAGCUAUGUCAAGCGACAUGCAUUAUUUCACACUGGAAAGAAACUUAACAAAUGUCAUAUUUGUGGAAAAUCUUUUUUUGUCUUAUGGGACCUCAAGAAACACUUAUUAACUCACAAUGGAAAAAAACCUCAUAAAUGUGAGAUUUGUGGGAAAUGUUUUGUUUUGUCAAGCGGACUCAAAACACAUGUAUUACUUCACACUGAAAAGAAUCCUCAUAAAUGUGGGAUUUGUGGACAAUCUUUUGCUGGUGCAGGAAAUCUCAAGAAACAUAGUUUAAUUCACACUGGAGAAAAACCUCACAAAUGUGAGAUUUGUGACAAAUCGUUUACCCAGUCAGCUAAUCUCAAGACACACACAUUAAUUCACAGUGGAAAGAAACCCCACAAAUGCGAUAUUUGUGGGAAAUUUUUUGCGCUGUCAACUUAUCUCAAGAAACAUGGAUUUAUUCACACUGGAAAGAAACCUCACAAAUGUGAGAUUUGUGGGAAAUCUUUUGCUUUCUCAAGGGACCUCAAGAGACAUUUAUUAAUUCACACUGGAAAGAAACUUAACAAAUGUGACAUUUAUGGGUAAUCUUUGGCUUUCUCAAGCGUUCUCAAGAAACUUCACACUGGAGGGAAACCUCGUAUAUGUGAGAUUUGUGGGAAAUCUCAAGACACGCACAUUAAUUCACAUGUAAAGACACCUCACAAAUGUGAAAUUUUUGACAAAUCGUUUGCCCAGUCAGGUUAUCUCAAGAAACAUACAUUAAUUCACAGUGGAAAAAAAACAUCACAAAUUUGAUAUUUGUGGGAAAUCUUUUGUUAGGGCAGGCUAUCACAAGUAGUGAUG
Schistocerca americana (American grasshopper) is the source of this 1994-nucleotide messenger RNA. RefSeq names its product zinc finger protein 43-like. Gene Ontology annotation, molecular function: DNA-binding transcription factor activity, RNA polymerase II-specific; RNA polymerase II cis-regulatory region sequence-specific DNA binding. The transcript is spliced from 7 exons. Gene Ontology annotation, biological process: regulation of DNA-templated transcription. The coding region runs from base 117 to 1736 and encodes 539 amino acids. The record is from RefSeq and is a predicted model, not a curated record. Lineage: Eukaryota; Metazoa; Arthropoda; Insecta; Orthoptera; Acrididae.